AUGCCAACGGUAUCUACUGUGGGUGGUUGGGCGGUUGUGAUUCUUUCCGGAGUUACCUACUAUUACUGGACAAACCAAAGAAAGAGCAAGAACAAACGAGCACUACCAAAGCAAGCGGGCAGGGAAGCUGAAAACCACAAAGACAAAAAGGAAAAGCGAGGUCGGAAGGAUGGCAACAACAGUGGUGGUGAUUCUGAGGUGAAAUCUCAGAAAGAGAGAAAGAAGGUGAAGCCGUUUGUCAACGAUGAACAAGCAUUCACAAGCACAGCGAAGGGUACAAACGGAGAUGAUGAGAGCAUUAACAACCGAGAAUUUGCUCGACAAAUGUCGAAUGCGAAGACGGGCACCCUCGCUGUUGCUAGGUCGCAGGCGGCUUUGAAGCCAAAAUCAGUGAAGCAAACUCAAGCUAAGGAGAAAGCAUUUGCGGAGACAAGCUCAGACAACGCAACAGCUCCGUCUUCAACCACUGGUGGAGACGCAGACGACGAUCAAUCACCCAUCAAUUCCCCGGACUUGAGUGCGACGACCAUUACCUCACCAGUCACAAACGGUGUCUCUGACAUGCUAGAGAAGCCUGCUCCGGGCCCGUCAGUCCUGCGAGUUACCUCACCCACAAACCCGUCGAAAGCAAAGAAGGAAAAGAUGGCUCCCACAUCCGAGACCGCUGAGACCAAAAAGCAGCGCCAGAACAAGAAGAAGGCUGAAGCCAAGAAGCAACAGCGUGAGGAGGAAGAGCAACAACGAAAGAUCAUGAUGGAGAAGCAACGACGCACUGCCCGAGAGGCUGAGGGCAGAGCUGCAAAGGAUGGAAGCGCGUUCAUGGCCGCCAAGGCACCAUCAUCUUCUGCUUGGACUGGCAAGACUCCUGAUGCUCCCGCAAAAGGAAAGGUCACAUCAGCAAACAACUUUGACCUUCUCGAUACCGACGAGUCCUCAACCACCGCUGACGCUGCUGAGCCGACAGCAGUCAAGUCUGCCGCGAAGCCAAUAGAUGAAGAGAUGUACGCUGAUGGCCAGAUCUGGGGCAGUCAACAGGCUGAGCUUGAGGCUCAGUAUGCGCACAUGAGCUUUGAGGAUCAAGUCCAAUAUGCAACUGAGGCCUCAACUAGGUGGGAGAUUGUCGAGAAGCACAAGAAGAAGAAGGCGGCACAGAGGAACAAGGAGCCGGCGGAGCAAUCUCAAAGUUCGACUGACGAUACUCCCGACUAUGCCCCCCCAAAGCCCAGUGGUCCUUCUGGCCCAGGUCAGAAGUGGGAGGUCACUUCCGAAUUCAUUGACGAGGACGGCAUGUUGCGCGAGGAGAUCAAUGUGACUCAGGACUCGGAAUGGGAGGUCUCAUAA
This is a messenger RNA of Hyaloscypha bicolor E, 1341 nucleotides long. RefSeq lists its product as uncharacterized. The coding region runs from base 1 to 1341 and encodes 446 amino acids. The record is from RefSeq and is a predicted model, not a curated record. The transcript has a single exon. Lineage: Eukaryota; Fungi; Ascomycota; Leotiomycetes; Helotiales; Hyaloscyphaceae.